AUGGCGGGGAAACAACUGCCAGAGGUUGUUGAUGCUGGAUUUGCAGGUAAGGGAUACUGUUGGCCAUUUUCUGAAUACCAACAAGAGGAUGGAUGCUUGGAUGUGGGUGUGGGACCUCCUCAUCUGCAGCAUGACACUGGGAAUGGUUGUGAAGACAAAUUUGGGUCAUACAGAGAUGGUUCUGAUCAUGGUAAUGUCAGAGAGUUCCGCGUGUCUGCCAAGGAUGACUCAGUGAUUCAAUCUUACAAGAACAGUGGGCUGACUACUCAACGUUCUUCUGGGUGGUAUGACAGCUCUUCAUCAGAUUGGGAACAUGUGCUGAAGGACGAGUUUACAUGGCGAAAAUGA
This is a messenger RNA of Ilex paraguariensis (yerba mate), 348 nucleotides long. NCBI's taxonomy places the organism in Eukaryota, Viridiplantae, Streptophyta, Magnoliopsida, Aquifoliales, Aquifoliaceae. The record is from the annotation of a GenBank genome assembly.